CGGUGCCAUGAUCUGGACACUCUGACGCUUGAUACAUCUUAUGCAGGCUUGAUACUGUCGCGCGGCCCGGUCAGCCUGUUAUUCAGCUUUGCUUGAAUUAAAUCGCAAUCGAGCGUUCUUCUCCGCCGCUCGGAGGACUGAACUUACACUCCGUGUAUGGCAGGCUAGUGGUAGUGAGGUACGCGAUAGAAUCACUACACAGUAUCUAGAACUUUCUGCAUCGGCAAGCAUGACGUGAUGACGGUCCUCUCUCUCCUUACUUUACUUUUCGUUGUCGCGCUCUCUUCGUUCACAUCAGCGACUUCCGACUACCACGAGAGCCUAUACCUCCAACCACUCCCGCAAUCAUCCUUGUUAGCAUCUUUCAACUUUCGUGGCAAUGAGUCCCAAGAGUCCUUCGAUGAACGCCAUUUCCGCUACUUUCCGAGAGCAUUAGGUCAGAUCCUACAGCACGCCAACACGAAGGAGCUUCAUCUGCGGUUCACUACUGGACGAUGGGAUGCUGAGAGCUGGGGUCCCCGUCCUUGGAACGGGAGCAAAGAGGGUGGUACUGGUGUUGAGCUAUGGGCAUGGAUAGAUGCACCCAAUGAUGAAGCGGCCUCUGCGAAAUGGAUUACCCUGACUCAGUCUCUGUCGGGAUUGUUUUGCGCCUCGCUGAAUUUCAUCGACUCAACCCGAACCACUCGCCCCGUUGCUUCAUUCGAACUUAUGGGAGACCAUCCAGCUUCCAGUAAUCUGCAUCUGCUACACGGGACACUUCCUGGUGAGGUGGUCUGCACUGAAAACCUUACGCCAUUCCUGAAGUUACUUCCGUGCAAGGGCAAGGCAGGCGUUUCUAGCCUUCUAGAUGGACAUAAGCUGUUUGAUGCGUCUUGGCAGAGCAUGUCUGUGGAUGUCAUUCCUGUCUGUCCUCAGCCAGGAGAGUGUUACGUGCAUGUCGAUCAGACCGUGGACAUUGUCCUUGAUAUUGACCGGUCGAAGCGACCCCGCGGCAAUCCCAUUCCGCGACCUGUACCUUCUGAUCAGCUUGCAUGCGAUACAUCCAAGCCCUACCAUUCCGAUGAUACCUGCUAUCCUUUGGAAAGCACAUCGGAAAAGGGCUGGAGCUUGACGGAAAUCUUCGGACGCACCCUCAGUGGCGCUUGUCCUCUCACGGAUAAUGCUUCUCAAGAGCCGGUCUGCCUACGGGUGCCGCAUGAGCGCGAGGUAAUUGUUACUCCAGGUGCAGUGGAGACCAAGAGGCCGGAUGGCUUCACUCGCUGUUUCACUUUGGAGCCUUCUACUCCGUUCGACAUCACCAUCCCUGAACAAGAAGUUACCACUCAUGUGCCACUUGAUGAGCCUGUCUUGAGCGCGGAGAGAACGAUUGUUGGUCACGGCCAAGAGCGCGGUGGCAUGCGGAUCAUCUUCGACAACCCGUCUGACUCCAACUCUGUCGACUUCAUUUACUUUGAGACACUACCAUGGUUUCUCCGACCAUAUGUCCACACACUGCAGGCUUCUAUCACAGGCCGCGAUGGACUACGCCAACAAGUACCCGCCUCCCAAUUUAUCCGUGAAUCCUUCUACCGACCGGCCAUCGACCGAGAGCGAGGAACACAGCUGGAGCUGGCAAUGACGAUACCGCCUGCGUCAACUGUGACUCUCACAUACGACUUUGAGAAAGCGAUCCUGCGGUACACAGAAUAUCCCCCGGACGCGAACCGCGGCUUCAACGUCGCUCCCGCCGUAAUUAAGCUCGACGCAGCGAACGGCCAAAACCACCCGAUCUAUAUCCGCACCACCAGCCUUCUCCUCCCGCUUCCCACCCCCGACUUCAGCAUGCCAUACAACGUGAUCAUCCUGACCAGCACCGUAGUUGCGCUCGCCUUCGGCAGCAUCUUUAACCUUCUUGUCCGUCGCUUCGUUACGGCCGAAGAAGCCUCCGCGUUGACCGCGCAAACCCUUAAGGGACGCCUGGGGGGCAAGAUAGUAGCCCUACGAGACCGAAUCAAGGGCAAGACAGCCAAGAAAGAAUAGACGAGACGGAAAAGCUAUCAUAAACAAUGCAUCCAUCUUCAAUGUUACAUACAUGCUAUACUAAUACAAUAAACCAACCAUAUCACAUCAAUCUCACUAU
Messenger RNA from Aspergillus costaricaensis CBS 115574, 2119 nucleotides. It is a transcript of the gene gpi16, whose product is annotated as GPI-anchor transamidase subunit GPI16. The record is from RefSeq and is a predicted model, not a curated record. Gene Ontology annotation, biological process: attachment of GPI anchor to protein. The transcript is spliced from 3 exons. NCBI's taxonomy places the organism in Eukaryota, Fungi, Ascomycota, Eurotiomycetes, Eurotiales, Aspergillaceae. Gene Ontology annotation, cellular component: GPI-anchor transamidase complex. The coding region runs from base 238 to 2019 and encodes 593 amino acids.